CAGUUCGAUUCUCUUCUAAUAAUGGGUGUAAUAUCAGUGAGACAAAAACAACGGAGUUUCGCGCUUCAAGCGCGAUUAAGAUUCGAGAGAACAGCUUACAGAAGAGACACUUCCUCCAAUUGUAUUGCAGAUACACAAGGAAACUGGGGUAACGAGAUGCAUUCGACCUCUGCCGCGCUGUACGCUUUCCGAUUGACACUGAAUCAGACAGCCGCUCCAGCUUUCUACAGGAGCAGGAGCUUCGACCGUAGCACGGCGACAUCCGCAAUCUUCCUCGCGACCUUCGGAUUGUCCAUGAGCAUGUUCUCGUUGAAGCAGAUGCAGUCGUCGCACCAGCGUCGUAUGCGAAGGCUCUGCUAAAGGAAAUCCCAUCGACAAUUCACCAUCACAGCAAAAUCAGCGGUCAACUUGAGAAGUAAAUCCAUUCGAUCAUGAAAGAUAUGUCUGCGCGACGGUCCAUCACAGCGGACGACGUUAUUCCGAAGUCGGCAAGGCGGCGUAUGUCGGGUUGAGCUAUAUACACCUCCAACGUCCAGUAUGAGAGCUCGCGGUUUGCACCUGUAUCGCAUCAGGCGAUCUGCAAUCUCGUACAAUUUUCGCGGCGUGCUCUUCUGUUGAGAGCGCGAACGCUCUUGCUUGUGACGCCCGAAGAAUCAUGUUCUCGAUUCGCAGACGCGCGUGCUGCUUCAGUCACGUGGAAUUCAGCACUUGGUACAGACAGAGGUUGGAAGACGCGCAGUGGGGGGUUUUUUUUUCGUCGAAGACAGCAUCGCGCAUUCGAGCGAGACGCGUAUGCUUCGCGCACCGAGUGUAAUGCUUUUCUCUUUGUCCUCUAGAAACGAUAGCUCAUCACAUAGGAGGGAAAUAGAUAUUCUAGUCGCGUGUGAGCAAACGAGAGACGGUGCAGCGAAUGCAACGCGCAUUCUUGCACUCGCAAUUCUUUCCCGGGAAAACUUUUGCUGGUAAUUGAUAUGUCAUAAAACAGAGGAUACGCUUGCGCUAUUUUGCACCGAUUUAGCUUAAUUUAUCGAUUACUUUCGAAGGUAGUUCCUUCUGGUGCACAGUCGCAAUUACUGAUGUAUGUUACCUGAUUUUAUGACGUAUCGCACGCCAUUUCUUUGAUAACUAGGCAGAAAUUGAUUUAAAGAGGAAAAUUACAUCGAGAAAUAAUAGUUUACUAUGUCGACUGCCGUUAAACAACGGCUGAUUCACAGAAACCAUAUUUGUAUCGACUAAAAAUUAGGACUAAAUUUUUUGUUUGUUUCGUGAAGUCGCUUUCGAAAGUUUUCCUCGGAAAGGCACGCAAACUGCCAACAAACGCGAGCCAAAGAGUUUCACUGAGUGGAAACGAGUCCGCGAACCUUAGUUGAGGAUUUUAAUGUUGUUAGGUAGAAUCGAGUUGUAACUUAACGUAACAGCUCAUCAAUCGGAUAUCGUCGAUAAUGCUCAUCCCGCCUUCGUCAUAAAAAUCGCACCGAGUGUAACCGUUGUUGAAACGUAAAGCACAAAACGACACAUCGCGUGGUUCGUGUAAAGUACUAUUCUUGUUACUGCAUUGUAUUUAACCGUAGUUAUCCCUCACAAAUCUCGUCACGAGACAAUCGUCCGAAACCCGAUUUAAACCCACCUCAAUGUUUUGGACCAAUUAAAACAUUUUAGUCGAAUUUUUCUCUCUCUUGCUACUCGAUAUUACUUUUUUUUUAUUUCACGCGACAAAUACACCAUGUAUACCUGUGCUAUGAUUGCUAAAAAAUAUAUACACAUAUGUGUCUCCCUGUCGUCAUAUGAAUCUGUGUAUUAGGAUAUAUUGGUGCCAUUUCGGAGCAUUUGUAAGAUUGAUCAUUGUUUUUAAUAAAACGUUGAUUCGAUUA
Molecule: messenger RNA, 1871 nt
Organism: Wasmannia auropunctata (little fire ant)
Lineage: Eukaryota; Metazoa; Arthropoda; Insecta; Hymenoptera; Formicidae
Exons: 3
Coding region: 22-360 (112 amino acids)
Source: RefSeq, a predicted model, not a curated record